This is a messenger RNA of Rotaria sp. Silwood2, 243 nucleotides long. NCBI's taxonomy places the organism in Eukaryota, Metazoa, Rotifera, Eurotatoria, Philodinida, Philodinidae. The record is from the annotation of a GenBank genome assembly.
AUGAAACGAAACGAAAUUCGCCCUGCUCAUUUAUCAUAUCUUCGUCAACAUUCAAAGCAAAAUGAUGGCAAUGUUGAAUUCAAAGUGGCUGAAUCAUUAAAUGGUAAGAGUUUUUAUUGGCCUUUAACAACACAACAAGAUGAAAUGAUACAAUUCAUGCAAGAAGAUCCAUAUUACACAGAAGGACUUGUUCAUGAUGUAACCAUCUAUCCACGUACAAUUAUUGAGAAAAUUUCAUUAUAA